AUGGGUGAGAAGCGCAGAGCAGACGAAAGCGACGAGGAAGAGGUUUACGACAAGGAAAAGGAGGAAAAUGUUUCUGAUAAGGAAGAAGAGGAAGAGGAGGAAGAAGACAAAGACGAGGGGGCUUCUCCAGAAGUACAUCCAAGUGGCAGACCCAAGAGAAGAAAAGUGGCUCCAGUUGCAGAGGAAAGUGAUGAAGACGAUGAUGAUGACGAUGAUGAUGACGAUGAUGAUGAUUCGGAGGAAGAUUCGGAGGAAGAUUCCGAUGAUGAUGACGAUGAUGAUGACAGCGAUGAGGAGGCCGAAGAGCCUGAUGAAGAAGAGGAGGAAGAUGAUGACUAA
Messenger RNA from Babesia microti strain RI, 339 nucleotides. RefSeq lists its product as hypothetical. The record is from RefSeq and is a predicted model, not a curated record. NCBI's taxonomy places the organism in Eukaryota, Apicomplexa, Aconoidasida, Piroplasmida, Babesiidae. The transcript is spliced from 2 exons. Bases 1 to 339 code for a protein of 112 amino acids.